Molecule: messenger RNA, 465 nt
Organism: Nicotiana attenuata
Lineage: Eukaryota; Viridiplantae; Streptophyta; Magnoliopsida; Solanales; Solanaceae
Exons: 1
Coding region: 1-465 (154 amino acids)
Source: RefSeq, a predicted model, not a curated record
AUGUUGUGCAAGAAUUUCACGAAGUUAGAGUUCAGGCAUAUCCCCAGAAUUCAGAACGAGUUCGAAGAUGCCCUUGCAACUUUGUCAUCCAUGAUUCAGCAUCCAGAUAAGAACUACAUCAAUCCCAUCGAGGUAGAAAUCAUGAAUCAACAUGCCUAUUGCUUCCAUGUGAAUGAAGAGACAGAUGGUAAACCUUGGUAUCACGACAUCAAGAGGUUCCUUGCGACCCAGGAGUACCUAGAAAAUGCGAUUAAUGGUCAAAAGCGAGCCCUCAGGAGGUUGACAAACCACCUUUUCCUCAACGGCGAAGUCUUGUAUAGGAGGAUCCCAGACUUAGGUUUUCUAAGAUGUGUAGACACCACCAAAGAAACCAGACUGUUGGAAAAAAUACAUGCAGGGAUGUGCGGACCCCAUAUGGAUGGGUUCACAUUAGCCAAGAAAAUUUUGAGAGCUGGAUACCUUUGA